Microthlaspi erraticum is the source of this 1911-nucleotide messenger RNA. NCBI's taxonomy places the organism in Eukaryota, Viridiplantae, Streptophyta, Magnoliopsida, Brassicales, Brassicaceae. The record is from the annotation of a GenBank genome assembly.
AUGUCGGCUUCUACCGCAGAUACCUUUACCUAUUCUACCAUCGAAACCAUCAUGUCUAACCGUAAAUACCGCGGGUGCAUAGGUGUUUUCUGGGACGUGGUGGAUUUCCCGUUCCCUGAUGGUUCGAGUCCUGCUUCGAUUUAUCACAACCUGAAAGUAUUUGUUCAGUCCUUGCCUUGUCCUGCUGAGCUGAUCUCAGUCAUGGUUUAUGCUGAUAAGUCAACGUUCAGUGAUGAACUGGUAGAUGAUUUUAAGAAAGCUGGAAUCACCAUCUUUUCCCGACAAGCAGAUGAGUAUACGAGGUAUCGUGCAAUGUCACUGGACAUUGCGUGGUGGGAAGCGGAUGUUUCUCUCUACAGAACUUUUAGACGAAAAGUUGUGCUGGUAAUCUCAAGAGAGGUGCAAAGAGAAUCGCUUUUCUCAACUUUUUUUAAAUCCAUGGCCUCUCUAUGUAAACCUAUUUACUUUACACCUGCUCAUGAUCCCCCAACUACUAGAACUAGUUACCUUGAGCCCAUAUCCUUCAUUCUCCCAUCCGAGCCUAUCCCUCAAAGUGUAACCGAGGACGAGGAGUCUCUUGAUCAUUCCGACGAAACCGAGCCUGAUUCUCCCAUCGAAUCCAAACAAGGGGAUAGAUAUCGGAGAGUUCAUAAAAUGUCCACUGACAUUGCUUUGUGGGCAAUGGAAAAUCCUGCGACGUAUUUUGAACCAAGAACUUUGAUGGUGAUCUCAAAAAACAUGGAACAAGGAACCGAUUUUCGUAAUACCCUUGAAGCUUUGGACAACAGGCAUUACAAUGUCCUCUUAGGACAGCCAGUAGAUGAGUUAAUACGCGUUGAAUGGCUUUCGAAUGAUGUACUUCCUAAGCACAGGCGAGAGGAGGCUGCUGGUUUUUCUCACAGAGUAGCUUCUUUGCAUGUCCCAAACUUUUAUUUGUGUGAUACACUCAUCAUAUGGGAUGUCCUCGGUUGCCCAACCGAUUUUUUUCCGAGUGUUUUCCCAGUUCUUGGCAAGAAGGAUUAUCACGACAGAGUCAGUAUUAGGCCUUACGCUGAUGUGGAUGAUGUGGUAUCCGUGGAUGAUCUGUUGAAAAAAAGGUCCGAGUGGUUUAAGUGUGAGCCCAUAAUCAGAGUCAGCUCCAAAGUGGAUAAAUAUGCGAAAGUUACUAGAAUGUUAUUGGACAUCAUGUUUUGGGCGAUGAACAAUGAUGAUGCACCACAAAACCUGUUGCUAAUCUCGAAAUCCUUUGAAGACGGCACCACCGCGUGUGACACUGUUAUGAAAGCAUUGGAACGAAGGGGUUUCAAUGUGAUUUUUAGACCUUGUGAUAAGAUCUCAUCAGUAGAUGAAUCUACAGUUGAAAUCUUUGAGUCUCUUUGUGAAAACCCCCCAGAUGGACGGCAAACGCUUGUCACUAUCAAGCAAAACCUAGACCUAUUUCAAGGCCGUAUUCUCACAAACAAGAGCCGAAAGCUUUCAAAGUAUCCGGUAGUCCUCUUCUGGUUGGCCGGGAAACGCCCUCCAUCAGAUCCUAGGAAGAUCUGGUCUAUUUUCGAAUCAGCUAUGGAGAAGAAAGGUUAUAAUGAUAUAGAGCGUUUUACGAGGGUGUAUAUUGAUGAGGGAAAUGAAAUGAUCAAGGAGUAUCAGAAGGCUCAUAUACAUCCCAUAAUCAUACCUGAGAAGGAUGCAUGUGGAGAAUUUCACCAAAUGUUAUUGGACAUGGUUACCAAGACACGGAAUUUUAUAUCGCCAGCAAACUUUGUCGUAAUCUCGGAACCUUUCGAGGACCCCAUGUGCGACCUUGUUGUUCAAGGUAUGAAACUCAGAAACUUCAAUGUUCUCUUCGAACUCCCCGAGUAUCUCCUCACAUUCGGAAGCUCAUCACUAUGGUCUGCAAAAAACAUUUUGUAG